GACAGACUUUGUGUUUGCACAGUAAAAAACAGCAGUAGAGGCACUGUCAGUGCGAGACUCAAGGACUGUAAAGUUGCUCUGAGUUGAGCACAAAAAGGCAGUCUGUCAGUGUCCUCAGAGCUGUCAUGACAUUGUGCAACAAGCAGUGGUUCAAGCGAACUUGCCCCGCACAACUUUGUGGUCCUUGCAAUGGAAUUCAAGCAAGUGAGAUUCAAAGAAUACCCAAGUCUUUGCGCUUCGUGGGCACUUGACAUCGGGGACAGAGCUGCUUUUGCCGGACCCUCUAAUUCAGGCAAGAGCCUUCAAAUAGACAUACUCUCCGGUGAAGCACCUCUUCUAUCUGGACAUGUUGUUUUUCAACCAGACAUUUGCCGACUUGCAAUAUUGCGCAGUGGCUGGGUGGCCAGCGACAAGUGCUGCACUGUGAGGGAAGAGCUGAGUUCUCUUGACCCUUCCGUCCGUCGUGGAGAGUUUCUUUUACAUGCAAGACCAUGUUCGUUGGUCGUGGACGUUGUGGGCGGGCCAUGUUUGACGGAGGCUGGUCAGACAAGCCAAGUAGAAGUCGACCGAGUCCAAAAGUGCAUGGAAGACUUUGAACUGGAUGGAGACGCUUCUUUAUGUGAUUUGUGCCAGAGCGACCUAGUGCGCGUGUCAGUGGCCAAACUAAGCAUGCAACAGCCAGAUGCCCUGCUGCUGGAUGAUGCGACAGAAGGUCUGGAUGCUGCAAGCUGCAACUGGCUGGAAGACUUCUUGGCCUGUAAGACUUCCUUCAAGAUCGUGCUUGUUGCAUCGCAUGACCGUGGCUUUAUGGACAAGGCCUGUAACAAGGUCAUCGCGAUACAACGCCAUGAAACGAAUGUGUCAACGCAUGUGUUCAAUGGCAACUACACGAGUGCAUAUUUGGCUGGUGGCGACUUUCUCCACUUCCACUCCUUCAGUCUUUGGCAGCCAAAAUCCUCAGGACUGCGGGCAACUCAAGCAGCUAGCGGCUUUGCAUCCUUGGUUGCACGGGAUUUGUGGGAUCAGGAUUUGCACCGAUCUGUGACAGUUGUUGAUGUGGGAACUGGAACAGGACUCCUUUCUUUGAUCGUUGCGCAAGAAUGGCAGCGUUGGCAGAAGGAUCCGAAGCCUGACUUGGAACUAUGGGCUAUUGAGCUGGACGAACCUGCUGCGAGAAUAGCUACAACCAACUUUGCUUCAUCUCCCUGGCAAGACCGCCUACGCUUUGUACAUGCUUCAUUUCAAGAUUGGACUCCUGAAUGGCAAAGCAAUCCGCCAUCUGUGUUCCUAUGCAACCCUCCAUACAAUGAUGACCUGGUAAAUUCCAGAGCUGGGAGUGAAGAAGCGAUUCUUUCACGAACACGUGCAUUGGACAGGUCUUUUCUCCCUUUGGAGGUCUUGUUCGAUGGAGCUAGGAGACAAGGUUGCAAGACCCUCUGGAUUUUGUGGGGCAAUGCUGAGGAUGCUCCGGUCUUGCUCGCCGCUGCUCAUAUUGGCUGGCAAGCAACUCGGCAGAUCAGAUUUCAACGUAACCCCCACAGCAUUCAGCCAUUUGCAACUGCGUGGAAGUUUGAGCUGGACACUUCCAAAGCUCCACCGGCUUGUAAGCCAGAGAGAAUCUUCUGGCAAGACCAUGAUGGGACUCCAUCAAGCGCUUGGUGGGAACUUGUUGGAUCUUUGUACUACUGGCACUUGCGCGACAAAAGCAGAACUGCGCAGAAAAGUCCGACUGUUUUCAUUCCUUCUUCUGCACAGUCAGCUCCUUUGUGA
Messenger RNA from Durusdinium trenchii, 1770 nucleotides. NCBI's taxonomy places the organism in Eukaryota, Dinophyceae, Suessiales, Symbiodiniaceae. The record is from the annotation of a GenBank genome assembly.